AUGCAAUACUAUCUGUGCCUCAUGAUGACAUCGAUAUCGAUGAUGUGGUUCGUGGUUCGUAGUGCCCAAAAUGAGGGAAGCCAAUGGGACCUUGAAGGGGAUAACAUUGAAUCAACCUCCAAUCAAUCGGCACACAGCUUCAUGCAAAUACAAAAAAUACCCGAAAGAUAUCGUAACUUUUUGAAUUGGAAUAACGAGGUCCAGAAUAACAUGAAGACCAUUCCUGCAAAGCGAAAUCCAUUUCAUAAUGAAGAGCAAAGAAUCAAAAGACUUUGGGAUCCUGCCAACAAUGAAAGCCUUGAUUAUCGGGAAAACCAAAAAGCAUUCUCCAGGAGGAGGAAACGGCAAGGGAAACGUAGAAAUAUUACGUAUCCCCUUGAACCUCACAUGGAGUUCAAUCGUCAUCCGAUUUAUGGCAGACUUUAUCACAUUAUCGUCAUGAUGCCCAGCCUGGGCGAUGAAAAAUUUAUAAUGACCUUGACGGCCGAUACGAAUGAUUAUCUGAUCGAUGAGAUAGUGACUGUGCCCAACGGUAAGCCAAAUCCUUGGCGUUACACCAAUAAAUUGCCUUGGAUAUUGAGAAAGUAUGGCAUUCGUGUUACCAGGCUGCCGUACAGAAGUGGCUACUACUAUCAAACACAUGCCAGUUACUUCAACUCUCAUCAGCGUUACGUUUAUAUCCUCAUUACGGCGUUCAAUAAUCGAAAAAAAAAUUUGGCACGCAAGGCACGACGUGAUAUCAAAAUAAUAUUCCCAAAAGCUAUGAGUUGUGACCCGAUGUUUAAUCUGCCUUUCUGCAAGGAUCCCAAUGAACCUAUAGAAGUCUCACCCCGGAGUCAUUUGCAAUUCUCUGCCGAGUUAGGAGACGAAUGCGAGAGUUUUGAAUACGAUCAUGUGGAUUGGAACUUUUAUGAUAUAAGAGAGACACAAUUGAUUGGUCAUGCGGGUGUCACCAAAGGCCUGACGCUCAAGCUACCACCGUAUAAGAUUAAAUAUAAAUACAAUCCAAUGCUCGGAAAAUUUGUGUUUAUUUUGCGAGUAAAUGCAAUUAUAAAUGGCGUGAAUUGUGUGGCAAGGUGUUACGUACGAAUGCUCGCACCUCUAGUGGAACCGAGAAUCCGGGGUAACAUGAAUCGUAUGGUCAAUGUCGAGCGUGAGAUUGUGAUGGAUGCCAGUAGAAGUCGAGACAGAUCGAGGAAACGAGCAGAAGAUAAUUCCAGGAUAUUCAUUUGGGGCUGUGUCAGCGUAGAUGAUCCGACAAAUAAGUACUGUCGUCAAGACAUGAGUACUAAGGAAAAGAUAAUAAUACCACCAAAUUCAUUGAAACUCGGCAGUUUCUAUAACUACAGUUUGACAAUGGUUUCGCGAAUGGAUUACCGCGUAUAUGUCACGGUAUAUCAAAUGUUGGAAGUUGUCAAGCAUCGUACCAUCACGGCACAUAUACUUUGCCAUCGAAAUUGCUAUAUGAAAACAUGGUAUUUGACUUUCCCUGGGGAUGAGACAAGCUGGUCCGUGUCAACAACUAAAAAUCUUGUAACGCAACAUACUGUGGAGGAGCUGCUGAUAACACUGGUGAUCAUACUGAAGGAUGGGCUCACGGUGGAAUAG
This is a messenger RNA of Drosophila persimilis, 1608 nucleotides long. RefSeq lists its product as uncharacterized. NCBI's taxonomy places the organism in Eukaryota, Metazoa, Arthropoda, Insecta, Diptera, Drosophilidae. The record is from RefSeq and is a predicted model, not a curated record. The transcript is spliced from 6 exons. Bases 1 to 1608 code for a protein of 535 amino acids.